Messenger RNA from Penicillium verrucosum, 699 nucleotides. RefSeq names its product ankyrin repeat domain-containing protein. Gene Ontology annotation, molecular function: protein binding. Bases 1 to 699 code for a protein of 232 amino acids. NCBI's taxonomy places the organism in Eukaryota, Fungi, Ascomycota, Eurotiomycetes, Eurotiales, Aspergillaceae. Gene Ontology annotation, cellular component: cytoplasm; nucleus. The record is from RefSeq and is a predicted model, not a curated record. The transcript is spliced from 2 exons.
AUGCGGCGAUUAACUACCGAGAACCUCGACGAGGGACUUCAACUCGCAACGGAGGAGGCACACCCUGAUGUUGUGGCCACUCUAUUCGACGCCGGCGCACGCGCGACUUCUGCGAAGGACCGCCUUGCCGGGAGGCAACCGCAGAUGCCAGGCAUUAUUCGCCAGUUCUUCGAUCAUGGCCUUGAUCCUAAUGCGUCCACUUCUGAUGCAGCCUUCUAUCGAACACUGCCCUCCGCCCGCGAAUUCCUCGUACGAGGCGCUGAUCCAAACCGUUGUAGCCCGAGGCCACCAUCCCCCCUCGCGAUUGGAGGGUCCCCCCUCGCCCGCGCUAUUGCGACCGUCCGUGGAGAAGAUGUAUCUCGAAUUGAGCUACUUCUUGCAUACGGGGCCAAGCUAGAUUCACAUCUACUCUUUAGAGCCAUAGCUCCGCGCGUGAGGCAAAAGGAAUUCACGAUCAAGUUUCUUCUAGCUAAGUGCCUCGAUCCUAAUGUAACAGAUAAAACAUGGGGGACUCCUCUACAUCGCGCUAUCGAUCUUGGUCUGCCGAAUAUCAUCAAAGUGCUGCUAGACACGGGCGCAGACCGACCAGCGGGCACGCGAUACCAUGACGAGUCCCCGUUGCAAAUGGCUGAGAGGUCACAACAUCCUAAGAAGCAGGCUAUGCUUGAUCUCCUUCGGUCUCAGCAGGCUUACGAUUGA